Molecule: messenger RNA, 1485 nt
Organism: Fonsecaea monophora
Lineage: Eukaryota; Fungi; Ascomycota; Eurotiomycetes; Chaetothyriales; Herpotrichiellaceae
Exons: 5
Coding region: 1-1485 (494 amino acids)
Biological process (GO): transmembrane transport
Molecular function (GO): transmembrane transporter activity
Source: RefSeq, a predicted model, not a curated record
AUGGAGCAGGACAAAUGGUCGUCUGAAGGAGCCGUUGUUGACAUUGACGAUGCUAAAAGGGUCGAGGUGGACGAGAGAGAAGAAACGGCAGGCCAGAAACUCGACAAACGGGGUCUUCCUCUGAUACCACAGCCAACAGAUCGAAAAGAUGAUCCUCUUAAUUGGUCACCGAUGCUCAAAUUAUUCGUCCUGUUACAAGUCAGUUUCCUCGCAUUCCUCGGACCUAUGGCUGGUGCAAUUGUCAAUCCGGCUUUCGUGCCGUUGAGCAAGCAAUUCAACAUCACCAUCGUCGAAGCCUCGUACGAACUUACCGUUUACAUUGUCGCCGCGGGAGUAGGGCCCAUAUUCACCGUGCCACUAGCCAAUGUCUAUGGCCGAAGACCUGUUUACAUUCUUGGCAACCUCCUGGCCGCCGUCACCAAUAUUGCUGCGGGCUACUGCAACACCUGGGCUGGGAUCAUGGUGACUCGCGUGUUCAAUGGCAUUGGUGCCGGUUCUCCAGGUGCCAUAGGAGCAGCAACAGUUUGCGACAUGUACUUCCUGCAUGAACGUGGCUUUUACAUGGGUAUCUUCACGUUUCUUCUCACCAAUGGGCCUCAUGCUGCGUCCUUAUUCGGUGGCUUCAUUGCCAGAGGCUAUAUCCAGCUCGGCACUUUCGUCUUUACACUGUUUUUCCUACCAGAAACAAUCUAUUCUCGCCGGUCGACCUCGAUUAACCGACCUGAACGUUCUUUUGUGGAUCUGUUGCUCUUCAGACAUUCCGGCUUGCAGGACCGCAAACUCCGGUUCGGAGAUUUCCUGAGGCCGUUUUACAUGUUGAAGUAUCUCUCGAUCGUGAUUCCCGGUUUUUACUACAUGACCGCAUUUGGAUUUGGCUCGGUGUUGUUCGCAGCGACCGGAUCAAGCCUGUUUCGGACAGUAUAUCACUUCGACGUUGCGCAGACUGGCAUGCUGCUCAGCAUUCCGCUCCUCAUCGGCUGUUUGCUGGGCGAAAUGAGUGCUGGGUGGCUCACUGACUACAUGGUUUAUCGCUACGCCAAACAUCACGGAGGGCGACGGGAGCCAGAGCCCCGUAUCAAUGCGGUGGUAUUGGCAGUCUUGUGCCCGAUCGGAAUCAUCAUCGAUGGCAUCUGUCUGACGCACUACAAAACCGUCCCUUGGGUGGGUGCAGCAUUCGGCAUGGGCAUUGCGAACUUUGGCCUCCAAAUCGCGACUACAGUCACCUACAGCUACUGCACAGAUUGUUACAAGCCGCAGAGUUCCGAGAUAUCCAGCCUCCUCAACGUGUUUCGCAAUGUCUUCUCCAUGACCAUCUCCUUUUAUGCGAUCCCAUUAGGCGAGCAGAUCGAGUAUCAGUACGCAUGGCUGACCUUUGCCAUGAUCCACAUCGUUUUCCUGGUCCCAAUGGUCAUGCUCCGGUUCAAGGGCAUCCAGUGGAGGAACAGCGCGUGGCAAAAGCCACCAACCUUCCAUAACGACAUCUAG